CAGCAACACAAGCAACUUAAUUGUCCAAAGUUGAUGCUAUUUAUAACUUGUAUUUAGUCCCUAUAAAUAUAUAAGUUUAGGUGAGAGAAAGUCACAAAUAUAGCAUCAUUGAAAAUGGACGUUGAGCAUCACAGCCACAGGGGCAGGCAUCACAGGUCAGCCUCCGGUCUGACCGUCGUGGCUCACUUCUUUGGCAUACUCUCCACCAUUCUCAUGCUCGUCUGGCUGCUCCAUUAUCGAGAGGGCCUCGACCUCGACUCUGACGACGCCCGUCGCGUCUUCAACGUUCACCCCUUCCUCAUGUUUUUUGGCUUCAUUUUCAUGGCCGGUGAAGCUAUGAUGGCGUACAAGACUGUGAGAGCAGAGUGGCAAGUGAGGAAAUUUGUUCACCUCUUCUUCCACUUGGUAGCGAUUGUUUUAGGGAUUGUUGGACUGCAUGCUGCCUUCAAAUAUCACGAUCAAGUCGGCCUCACCGACAUGUAUAGCUUGCAUUCUUGGAUUGGAAUGGGCACUUUCACUCUCUACUGUGCUCAGGUACGUUUAGGCAUGUAUUCAUCAUCUCUUAACUUCUUGUAUCGCACCGGAGCAAAACUAGUAUAUUCCUUUAUAUGGCAGUGGCUGCUUGGGAUCGCCGUAUUUCUGCCUCGAAGCUCCUCGGAGUCCAAGGCGAGGAUUGCCCCGUGGCAUGUCAACGGUGGCCGAGCACUCCUCUUCAUGGCCGUCGCGACGGCCUUGACGGGGCUGAUGCAGAAGGCGACCUCGAUGAGGCUGCAGCACCAGAACGAGGGGCGUCUAAUCAACUUUCUUGGCAUCAGUAUUCUGCUUUUCGGCAUCGCUGUUGAUGUUUCUGUCGCUCUUGCGCGUUAUGCAUGAACAAGUUUUUCUUUUUUUUCCUUUCCCUCGAUUGGUUUCAUGUUUCUUGGUGAUUUGUGAGUGAUUGUUCUAGUAGGAAUUCUUGAUUUGUUGUAUAUUUGGAGUUUCAAUAUUGUGUUGUGCAAAUAAAUGAAACAUAAUGAUUGUAUACA
Messenger RNA from Salvia miltiorrhiza (redroot sage), 1025 nucleotides. Its product is annotated as probable transmembrane ascorbate ferrireductase 3. Lineage: Eukaryota; Viridiplantae; Streptophyta; Magnoliopsida; Lamiales; Lamiaceae. The transcript is spliced from 3 exons. The record is from RefSeq and is a predicted model, not a curated record. Bases 115 to 873 code for a protein of 252 amino acids. Gene Ontology annotation, molecular function: oxidoreductase activity.